CCCGCAUCAACAAAGCUUAAGGUGGCUAGUGUUAGUAUCACUAUCCCAUGAAGAUGUGGACGAGUGUGCUCGUGCUGAGUGAAGUCCCCUUUGAUUUCAAGGCGAAACAAAGUGGCGCUCAUUAUGCAUAUAAAAAUAUCCCACCAGGGAUAUAAUUAGGGAUAGCGAUACAGAUACUAGUGAAGGAAUGCUAGCGCUAAAAAGCACACAAGAAGAAAACUGUCAUGCAUGAUUCAAAUCCUCUUCAAGGUUCUACCAUCCUAUCUUCUGAAGGAGGGCCAGCAGAUGAAGACCAAACGGUGGGACGAGAGGAGGUAGAAGAAGCAUUGAAAUCACUAGGAACGAACUACACGAAGGGCGGACAAGGUGGAAAGGGAACAAGCAAAGAACUCUCAGUAGCUCAACUACGCGCCAUGGUGGCUGCUUCUGUGCGAAAGGGGAACGCUUUGGAGAACGUUAGUGAGAACAUCGACUUCCUAGUGGCUAUGGAGGAAAUCUGUAAAAUCAUAGAGCACGUAGAACUGCAGAAAGCUAGAAAAAAGCGGC
Amoebophrya sp. A25 is the source of this 546-nucleotide messenger RNA. The record is from the annotation of a GenBank genome assembly. NCBI's taxonomy places the organism in Eukaryota, Dinophyceae, Syndiniales, Amoebophryaceae.